AUGCCACCUUUCCGCGCGUUGGUCCUCCUCGUGAGUGCAGUGCUACUGCUCAACCGUGCUUGCUGUUCAAUCCCAACCAAACCAGCGGUCGCAACGUCUGAUGAUCAAGCUAAGAAAUACACGACCGCGGACAGCAUAUCAGGUGCCCAUGCGUCCUAUCAAGUUCUAGAGGCACGGGCCGAAGCCUCGGGCGGUUUCUUCCAAAAAUUGGUUAACUGGUUUAAAGGGAUCAUGGCCAAAUUUCCUCAGCUCUUCGGACUGUCUCGCCAACCUGUCAUGGCGGAAAUUCGCGAGCCCCCUGUCGUCUCAGGCACGCGCCCAGUCCGGAGACCUGAACCGGACGUUCGAACUGAAAGCAUCGUCAAGGUUAACUAUGUGGGGAAGCUUGGCCAGCCUUCUGUCGAAUCAGGCACGCUUCAUGUCCGGAAUGCUGAUGCUGAGGCUCACCCUGUCACCAACGACAACGGCCUAACCAGUGUGAAUGCUGUCGUCGACGCGUAUUUUGACGCUUAUCUAAAUUCGGGCCCGACAAUGCACAAGGUGACCAACUGGGAUGACAUCAAGAAGCAAAUCGAUAUUGAGUCUUUCAUUGCAGCCGCCAAACUUCCACCGCUAACAGAGCACCCAGCUGCUGAAGUCCAUACUGCUGCAUUUAGAUUUGCUAAGGCAAACAUCCUCCCUGAUGAAGGUACCGAUGUCUUUCAGCGUUUCAAAAGGGAGGCGGACGGUGACCGUGACCUUGCCCAGUACCUGUCACUUCGGUCGUCCGGCUGGACAAUGCCCCUCGUUCCUAUAAUCUGUGCCAGCCUACAUACUAAUGCUUUUAGAGAAGAGGGUAUGAAGAUGAUGAUCUACAUGAUGCAAGACAUGGCCGCGAGGAGUUGGAAUCCAAAAUUCGCCAGAGAGGUGUUCAAGGAAUCGUUCGUCAACGAGGAAAAAGAUUUAGUCGAUGCUUUCUAUUCUCUGUACGAUAGGUAUUAUGAACUUAGAAAUAAGCUUGUUCCUCAGUCGUAG
Messenger RNA from Peronospora matthiolae, 1014 nucleotides. The record is from the annotation of a GenBank genome assembly. Lineage: Eukaryota; Oomycota; Peronosporomycetes; Peronosporales; Peronosporaceae.